Messenger RNA from Parnassius mnemosyne (clouded apollo), 768 nucleotides. The record is from the annotation of a GenBank genome assembly. NCBI's taxonomy places the organism in Eukaryota, Metazoa, Arthropoda, Insecta, Lepidoptera, Papilionidae.
AUGUCUAAAUUGGACGACUUAUUCGAUAAAAAGAAAGAUGAAGCGCCUAUGCUUGAUUUAUCCAAAACCAUAAUUAAUACUGCUGAAGAGUAUAGAGCCGUUCUAGACAAAGUUCCGGAGUUCAAAACUAGACCCGAAAAGGUGAAAGCUGAAGAUAUUAAAAUCAAAGAUAAACCGGAGGACCAAAAAACAAAGACACCUAAAAAAGAAAUAAGGGCAUAUGAAAAACUUGGGACCCGUGGAUAUGAAGAUAAACACUUCACCUUCAUGGAUCCGGUACCGGUAGAAAUGCGGGGCUUGAAAUUUGAAGAGCUAUGUGCCGUACCAAUAGAGUGGCGAAUGCUUACGUCUGUUAGACCUAAGUCUAAACUGGAUGAAGAAUAUUUCAAUAGGUUAAUUGAAUUGCGCAAGUCGGAACUAAGAACCAAGGCCCGAGACAAGAGGGAACUCGCAAAAAACAAUAUGAUUAGAAAAACGAAAAAUCGUUCAGGCGUGACGGAAACAAGAAUCUUGUCUUGCUCGGAGUGCGGGGAAGAAUACUGCAAUGGUACAAUGUGCAACAUAACAAAUUACGAUAUGUUUGCCCGUGUGAAAUUGGAGGUUGAGCCAAAGGUGACACGACAUGUGGCGCCACCCCACGCUCCUGGCAAACUACGAAAGCUGCGCAAGAAGAUAAGAAGGAAGCCCCGCAGCAAGAGCGCCGCGCCACCGUUGAUACACAAAGCCUCUAGAAACAAGACUGGGACUAAAAGCGACUCGGAACUUUAA